Hipposideros armiger (great roundleaf bat) is the source of this 4527-nucleotide messenger RNA. It is a transcript of the gene SRC, whose product is annotated as SRC proto-oncogene, non-receptor tyrosine kinase. Gene Ontology annotation, biological process: protein phosphorylation. Gene Ontology annotation, molecular function: protein binding; ATP binding; protein tyrosine kinase activity. The coding region runs from base 206 to 1867 and encodes 553 amino acids. The transcript is spliced from 15 exons. The record is from RefSeq and is a predicted model, not a curated record. NCBI's taxonomy places the organism in Eukaryota, Metazoa, Chordata, Mammalia, Chiroptera, Hipposideridae.
AUGAGAGAGCGAGCCAGGAUUUGAAGCCAGAUAAGGAUGCUGAGGCCCAAAGAGGGGAAGUGACUUGCCCAGGGUCACACAGUCGGAAGAGGUGGAGCAGGGCCUCUAAUCCACGACCCCUGACUCCACAUCUGGUGUGUGUGCUGAGACCCCAGGCUGCGUCCCAGGUCCUCUGGGUCAGCCCCUGACUUCCAUAGCCAGGACCAUGGGCAGCAACAAAAGCAAGCCCAAGGAUGCCAGCCAGCGGCGCCGCAGCCUGGAGCCUACCGAGAAUGCCCACAGUGGCGGUGGGGGUGCCUUCCCCACCUCACAGACCCCCAGCAAGCCAGCCUCCGCUGAUGGCCACCGUGGCCCCAACACGGCCUUCACCCCUGCGUCCGCUGAGCCCAAGCUGUUUGGAGGCUUCAACUCCUCGGACACGGUCACCUCCCCACAGAGGGCAGGGCCGCUGGCUGGCGGAGUGACCACCUUUGUGGCCCUCUAUGACUAUGAGUCGCGGACAGAGACGGACCUAUCCUUCAAGAAAGGGGAGCGGCUCCAGAUUGUCAACAACACGAGGAAGGUGGAUGUCAGCCAGACCUGGUUCACAUUCAGAUGGCUGCAAAGAGAGGGAGACUGGUGGCUGGCCCACUCGCUCAGCACCGGACAGACGGGCUACAUCCCCAGCAACUAUGUGGCGCCCUCCGACUCCAUCCAGGCCGAGGAGUGGUACUUUGGCAAGAUCACCAGACGGGAGUCAGAGCGGUUAUUGCUCAAUGCCGAGAACCCGAGAGGGACCUUCCUAGUGCGAGAAAGUGAGACCACGAAAGGUGCCUACUGCCUCUCGGUGUCCGACUUCGACAACGCCAAGGGCCUCAACGUGAAGCACUACAAGAUCCGCAAGCUGGACAGCGGCGGCUUCUACAUCACCUCUCGCACCCCGUUCAACAGUCUGCAGCAGCUCGUAGCCUACUACUCCAAACAUGCUGACGGCUUGUGCCACCGCCUCACCACUGUGUGCCCCACAUCCAAGCCACAGACUCAGGGCCUAGCCAAGGACGCCUGGGAGAUCCCCCGGGAGUCGCUGCGGCUGGAGGUCAAGCUGGGCCAGGGCUGCUUUGGAGAGGUGUGGAUGGGGACCUGGAACGGCACCACCAGGGUAGCCAUCAAAACUCUGAAGCCGGGCACGAUGUCUCCAGAGGCCUUUCUGCAGGAGGCCCAGGUCAUGAAAAAGCUGAGGCAUGAGAAGCUGGUGCAGCUGUACGCCGUGGUGUCUGAGGAGCCCAUCUACAUCGUCACAGAGUACAUGAGCAAAGGAAGUUUGCUGGACUUUCUCAAGGGGGAGACAGGCAAGUACCUGCGGCUGCCUCAGCUGGUGGACAUGGCUGCUCAGAUCGCCUCAGGCAUGGCCUACGUGGAGCGGAUGAAUUACGUCCAUCGGGACCUCCGUGCUGCCAACAUCCUGGUUGGAGAGAACCUCGUGUGCAAAGUAGCUGACUUCGGGCUGGCUCGGCUCAUCGAAGACAACGAGUACACAGCCCGGCAAGGUGCCAAAUUUCCCAUCAAAUGGACGGCUCCAGAAGCCGCCCUCUAUGGCCGCUUCACCAUUAAGUCGGACGUGUGGUCCUUUGGGAUCCUGCUGACAGAGCUCACAACAAAGGGACGGGUGCCCUACCCUGGGAUGGUAAACCGAGAGGUGCUGGAUCAGGUGGAGCGGGGCUACCGGAUGCCCUGCCCGCCUGAGUGUCCCGAGUCCCUGCACGACCUCAUGUGCCAGUGCUGGCGGAAGGAGCCAGAGGAACGGCCCACCUUUGAGUACCUACAGGCCUUCCUGGAGGACUAUUUCACAUCCACCGAGCCCCAGUACCAGCCUGGAGAGAACCUAUAGGGAGCAGGCUACAGGGCCAGACUGGCUUCUUGGCUUGGAUCUGGGGCGAGGUGGCCCCCGAUGCGGGGUCCUGCCUGCCUCUGCCUGCCCACUGCUGAUCCUCUCUGUGGGGCUGAAUUGCCAGUGACGAGGCCCCUCCUUCUUUAGUGGCGUGGAAGGGCUUGGGCCCUCGGGCAGCCCUGAGGACGGGGUCCAAGGCUGGCAGAGUGACUGCGUCCUGGCUCCCCAUCCAGCCACAUGCCUCCUCCCUGUCCCUGUCCUGGAGCUCUGCGUGACUGACAGGAGGGACUGGGAACGACCGGGGCCGAGGCCUUUCUUUUCCCAGCCUCAGCCUACCCCACACAUGGCCUCCUUCCCACUUCCACGCCGCCCAGGUCUGUCUCCAGAGCUGGCCAAAGAGCCUUUCCAAAGAGGAGUGAUGGGCCCUUGGCCGGUGGCCUGCCUGCCACCCUGCCCCUUACUGUCCAUUCCUGAAACACCUGUUGGUGGAGGCCACUUGGCUCCCUGGCUUGGCAGCCUGAGGCCUAGAUUGACUCGAUGAUGGUGGGUGGGGCGGGCACCUCCCUCAAACCCUACCCUUCUUAGACCUGAGGGACCCUUAGAGAUCAUCAGUUUUUUUUUUGUCCCCAUAUUACCCAUGGGGUAGCUGAGUCUGGGGAGGGGUAGUUCAGAGUAGUUCAGGGUUGAGGUGGGAUCAGAACCCGGUGCUCCCUCUGUUUUCCUCAGGAACCAACAAGAUUGUCCUCAGAGGCAUCAUGGACAGACCGGCAGCCCAGGGGACAAGGGGUCUGAGGAUGGGUUAGAGAGAGCAGAGAGUCCUGCUGCUAGUUCCUGCUCAGCGGGGCUGUUGUGGGGGGAGAGAGUGGAGGUGGAUGUGGGGCUGAGCUAGGAAUGAGGGGUGAAGGUGCAGAUAUAGGGAGGCAGAUUUCAGUCAAAAUGCAGGUGGGUUUUGACGUUCAGGGCUAGCCCACUGUGAAAGAGAGUGAGCUCCCAAGCUCUGGAGGUAAUCAAGCAGAAAUAGAAGAUCCAAGUGGUUGGGAGGCUCUGAGUCUGGCCUCAGGAGGGAACCCUAGGUCCUCCUUUGCCCAGUUUGUCCUGUGUCAUUUCAAUGCCUGGCCCCUGCUCUCCUCCCCACGUUGGCGUCCCUUAGCUCAUGAGCAGGGAAAGGAGUGCCUAGGCUGGGGUGGUGGGGGGAGAUGAGGGUGUCCAGUACCGUGCACAAGGACUGGCUGUGUGACCUUGGGUGACCCUGGCUCCCUCUCUGGGAUGCAGCGUCUGCCUCCGUCUGUGGCCAUGGGCUCUGUAAUUACCCCACCCCUGUCCAGACCCUGUGGCCUGGCAUCACAUAGUGAGCCCAGCCCGGGGCAUCAGGGGACUGUUUUGGCCCUAGCUCUGCUGUUCAGCCUUAGGGUAUGUGGUGGUUUCUCCCUGGGCCUCAGUAUACCCUUCUUAAAAGGGGUGGCUGACCGUUUGGGGCGUCUUGCCAAGGGCCCUGUGUGUGUGUGUGUGUGUGUGUGUGUGUGUGUGUGUGUGUGUGUGCACGUGCACGUGUGUAAUUCCUCCAUGUGUGUCCAUAUUUAACAUGUAAAAAUGCCCUUUGCUCUGUCCCCUAGACACAUUGUACAUUUCACCCACAGCCCCCCAUCAUAGCAAUAACAUUCCUGCUGCCAGGGAUUCUCGAGCCAGCCAGGCCCUGCCAGCGGGGAAGGAGGCCAAGUGGUGCCUGCCUAUGAAAUUUCAACGUUUCUUUUCAUACAUGUUUAUUACCCAAGUCUUCUCCUAUCCGUCCCAGUCAAAUCGGGGCUCGCUCAAAACAGCGUGCUCUCAAAUCCCCUUCCAACUGCCCAAGGCCCUUUGUAUAAGGUGUCCUAAUACUGUCAUUUUUUUUUUUUAAAACAGUGUUUUGUAGAUUUCAGAUGACUAUGCAGAGGCCUAGGGGACCCCUGGCUCUGGGCAGGGCCUGGGGUCCUGCAUUCACAGUCCAGGCUUGGUGGGGGGAGGGGGGUAUCCAGAACUGGUUGUACAUACUUUGCAUAUUGUCUGAUUAAACACAAACAGACCUCAGAGUUCGGCCAGUGGUUUAUUGAGCAUCUACUGUGUGCCGGAGAGUGAAGGGGUGGGGGGCAGUGGUGAGGACAGACUGAUCAGAGGAACCUCUGUGUGGCCAACAGUGGUGGCUGGAGGGCUCCAGGCCAGGGCGUGGUGUGAUCAGACUGGAGAUGGCCACUUCCAACUGUGACGCACCAGAUGAAGCCCAGGACGCCCCAAAAUGUGAGCAGUUCAGGACUCAGACCUCUGGGUGGAUGGUGGCGGUUGACACCGGGUACUGAGUAGGGCUGUCAGGCUUGUGUGGAGUUGUUGUGUGUUCACGGGGUGAGGUGGCUGCGUGUAUGUGCAACCUGUGUGUUUCCCAGGAGUGCUGAGCUGGGUGGGAGGUGGGGCUGGAUCAACAGAAGUCCUGGAUACUCUGGAGAAAAACCCCAAGACCCUUUCUCUCCUUCCUUCUCCCCAACCACCAACCAACGGACGGAUGCAACCUGGGAAGUUAGUUCAUGUUGUCACAGCCUAUGCGGAGAAAUUUGUUUUACAUCAGAUGACACACCGAUCCGUGAGUCACCUCUGGCCAUCAUACUUUAAUUAAAAACAAACUUCAAACUCGG